UCAAUGCUGAUAACGUCAUACAAAGUAUCUUGAAUAGAAAUAAAUUUCAUCUUCGUUUCAAGAUCUACGAAUAAUUUCAUAUUGAUCAACUAAAAAUUCUACAUCUGUUACGUGUAUGAUGUCUUUCUAUGUAUUUAUGACAUUCCUCCUUCCUAUUGACUCGCCCAUUUCAUAUAGACUGAGAAUUAUAUUUCAAGAGUAGAAUACCGAUUUCAAAUUAAAAUUUUAUUUCUACUGCUCCAGAUUUUUUGAACGAGAACAAAUAUGAUUAAACCAACAGAUGAAAAUAUAAUGUCUGUCAGAACCAUCAAUGGUCAAGACCAUCCAACAUCACCAGAAAUGAUCCACGGUGACAAAACCAACCCAAGAAUAACAGUAAUAUUAUCCCCUUUCCACAAAUGUAUGCUUGUGAUGGGUUCAGUACCACCAACUAGCAAGGACAAUCCUAAAUUAAAAAUUUAUAAUAACUUAGUUUUAGAAUCGGUUACGUUGCAAGCAGUUAUGGCUGUAAUUAAUACCGGAUCAGAUAUUUUUCAUUUUGAUCAAACGGAAAGUAUCUUCCGAAGUUUACAAAACGUUGUAAUGGUGCUCACUUCACAUUGUUCGUUACGUUUAAUGCAAACAUCGUAUAAUUCGAUUAUGGAAAUGCUCCAGGAGCAUUGUUAUUUAAUUGCACCCGAUGAUAAAAUUUUGAAAUUUCUUAAAAAAUGCUCGAGGUUAUUUCCAUUUUUUGGUUGUUUGCAUGCAUUUGUUUUUAUUACUGAUGAAGGUUACGGAAUUUUAAAUGAUCCAAUUGAAAUAACAGCCGAGAGACUUCCUUAUGGUUUUCGUGGUUUAGGUAUUGAAUACCCAGAGUUUGCCCUCUUAGUUGUGACUUUUCAACGUUUUGUUUACAGCAUAUUUGUCCAAUCUGCAAUUACUCAUUAUAUGUUUUGUUAUGCGUUGAUAUGUUUCUGUUUAUCUCAGAUAUUUAAGGCAUUUACUGAAUACACGACACAAAAAUUAAAAACAAUUAAAAAUGACAAUUCAGAAUCUAUCAGAGGAAUAUGUAAUUUGUAUUUACAACUCUGUGCCAAAGUGAAAACGAUCAACAAUAUCUUUGAUAAUGUUGUUUUCUUUUGGAUAUGCAAUGCUGUUUGCAAUGUUUGUCUGGUGAUAAAUUCCUUUUUUGUAUCCAAUAACGAUAGGAGUUUUUUCCUGCUCAAUGUACCACUUUCUAUUGUCUCAUUUGCAGGUGUAUUAGCAAUAUCUAUUGGUGCAGACUCUGUGACCAAACAUGGAAGUUCUCUAGUACCUAUUUUAUCCUCUUUUCUGUCUGAAAAUAUGGAAUAUCAACACAAUAUAUUUAAUUUAUGCAAAAUGAUGAUUGAUAAAAUGAUGAUAGAUCCUCCUUGUUUAACAGCUUGGGGAUGCAUUACUAUAAAUAAAUCUUUAGUCAUGAAAAUAUUGUCUAUGAUGGUUAGUUACUUAAUAUUACUUGUACAAAUGACAAACACACAAUAA
Centruroides sculpturatus (bark scorpion) is the source of this 1503-nucleotide messenger RNA. RefSeq lists its product as uncharacterized. The transcript is spliced from 3 exons. Gene Ontology annotation, cellular component: membrane. Gene Ontology annotation, biological process: sensory perception of taste. Bases 265 to 1503 code for a protein of 412 amino acids. NCBI's taxonomy places the organism in Eukaryota, Metazoa, Arthropoda, Arachnida, Scorpiones, Buthidae. The record is from RefSeq and is a predicted model, not a curated record.